Hyaloscypha bicolor E is the source of this 1632-nucleotide messenger RNA. Its product is annotated as NUC189-domain-containing protein. The coding region runs from base 1 to 1632 and encodes 543 amino acids. Gene Ontology annotation, cellular component: nucleolus. The record is from RefSeq and is a predicted model, not a curated record. Gene Ontology annotation, biological process: maturation of SSU-rRNA from tricistronic rRNA transcript (SSU-rRNA, 5.8S rRNA, LSU-rRNA). NCBI's taxonomy places the organism in Eukaryota, Fungi, Ascomycota, Leotiomycetes, Helotiales, Hyaloscyphaceae. The transcript is spliced from 2 exons.
AUGUUGAAGGUGCCAGCUAGCGAAAGGGACCAAAUACACGAGGCGGGAGAUGCGGAUCAAAUAUCAAGGUGGGAGCAACAGCCAGGGCCACGGCGCACAGAAGAAGGCUGUGUGGGCCGAAGCGCAAGAAAACGGGCGGCAAAAUCAAGCAGAGUGGAUUGCGCAGAGGAGCGAUGUCGAGGGUGGUGCUGGGUGCUGGGUGCUGGGGAGCGGUGUUUCUCAGGUAUUCCGCACGUGAUCGCCAUCGAGAAAAAAAGUUCAACCCAAAAGUUUGCGGAGGAACGAGAGAGCUCGAGUCCAGCGAGUGAACAGCCCAGACAUCAGCCUUUCUGCUCCCAGCAGCCACUCGACUCGCCGGCACUUCCCACCUUCGCCUGGGGCUGGACGGCUCCUCCAACCUCCAACUUCGCUCUCCCAUAUUCCGCUAUGUCGACGAAACGGAAACUCCCUCAAAAGCUUGGCCUGCCCGCGGUCAAGCAGAGCGCAAAGGUCUUGGGCAAAGGGAAUCUUGAUGAGUCUAGAACCGUGGUAUCAGGCGGUGGGAAUGCGACCAAGUCGGCCAUGAAUGGAGUGAUCGAUAUUUCCAGCGAUUCGAGUAGUGAAGCCGAGGGGGCAGAGGAAGAUUCAGAUCAGGAGAGCACGGAGGCAGAGUCUGCAGCCGAGGCGGAUGUGGCUAUGGAAAAUGCAGGAUCACCAGCAGAUGCGCCAUUAUCAGACGAUGCCGAAGAGUCAGGCGAACCAUCCUUUGGUGACCUUGUGCGGGCAAAUGCAUCAGAGCCCAUAGAUGUGGCUGGCGCGUUCGAAGACCCCUCAUUACGCACAGUGUCUUACCCCAGAGGCACGCAAAUACAGCCUCCUUCCGGCGCAUCCCUCGGAACUGUCCUUACACAAGCUCUCAAGACCAACGACGUCUCCCUUCUCGAAUCCUGCCUCCACACCCCCGAUGUCAACACGAUCCGAGCCACAAUACAGCGCCUCGAGUCUCCCCUCGCAGGAACCCUAUUACAAAAGCUUGCCGAUCGAUUACAUAGACGGCCUGGCAGAGCGGGAAGUUUGAUGGUGUGGGUGCAAUGGACUCUAGUCAGUCAUGGAGGAUAUUUAGCAACACAACCCGACUUGAUCAAGAAGCUGGCGGAGUUGAACAAAGUUAUCGAUGAGAGGGCCAAGGGUUUGCAAAGUCUGUUAUCUCUGAAAGGAAAGCUGGAUAUGUUGGAAGCACAAAUCGAGUUACGGAGGAGCAUGCAGAUCCAGCGCAGACGGUUAGAUGAGGGGGAAGAAGAUGAUGGGGUAAUCUACGUUGAGGGCCAGGAGAGUGAAGAGGAUGAGGCGGCUGCUAAGCCGCAACGACUCGCCCCGAAUGGAGAUUUGGAGGACAUAUCGGAUGAUGCGAGUGAGGUGUCCGAAGACAUGCCUAUGGUGAACGGCAUCAUAGCAGAUUCGGACGAGGAGGAGGACAGCAGCGACGACGACGAUCUAAUAGACGACGAGGCUGAAGAGACCGAUGCCGAUUCUGGCGACGAAGAUGAGGUAGAUCAUGAUGAUCAGGAUUCUCAGGGAGAGGACGAGAGUGAUGAUGGAGUUCCUCCAGCGAAGUUACCUCGAACCGGCAGCCUAUUCUCGAAGAAAAGAUAA